GAAUUUUUGUCAGUAUUCCUGUUAAACCUCUCUAUCCCUUUCUUUGUUUUUUGGCCACCUGAUAAAAAUAAUGUUUAAUUUGAGAAAAUAUUUAAUAUCAAUUUAAAUACUAUCGAAUUUGAUGCGAGAAAUCGAAUCGAUUAACUCAAUCGAUUUUUAAUGGUCAAUCUCGCUACGUGAUUGGCUGGCUCUUUUACUUGCUUUGCUUUUUGGUCAGCACGUGGCUCACUCCAAGAAGCCGCCAAUGUAACAGCACGCUCACUCACUCUCUCGCCUUACGACUGUUUAAACCUGUUGAGAUUCGCUUACGUGUUUUUUUUUUUUUUUACAAAACUGUGUUUUUAUUAUUAAUAUACCAUGUAAUAUAAUUGUAAACGGUGCAAACAACUAUAAAAGUAAUUGUUCUGUGUUAUUGUAAGAAACACGAAAAUGACCAGUGAAGCAGUCUCAGUUGUAAAUCAUUAUUUGUUAUUUGCCGAUAAAAUAAUCCCCGAAUUCGGAGAUCUCCUCGCGGAUGAUGUGCAACUCGUGUGGUUCGAUGGAAGGACAAUCACGGGAAAGAUUCGAGUAGUUAAAUUUAUAAACAAAAUGAAACAGGAAUCCCAUUCGUUUCAAAAUAUUUUACCAAUCUCGGAUUUGACUUUUGAAAACUAUAUACAUGGGAUGUCAAAGAGAACGGAAGAGAACAGUAAUACUGUACUAUCUGCGAGCAACAAGAAUUCGCUGCACGAGAGUAAACCGUCGACGAGCGGUGAAAUGAAGAAUGUGAUAGAUGUUGAGCAAAACAGCGAUUCGAACGUCACAACGCUCGUGAGUGAGGAAGACUACGACAUAUGUGAAAUUGUUAAGGAACAAUGUCUGAGCGACGACGAAAGCGAAAGUGAGAAGAUCGACGCCGAGAUCAAGGAUCAAAGUUAUCAUCUCGACGACCAGCUUCUUCGUAAUCUCUUCGAGUACAAGAUUAUGUCGCAGGCGGUACAGAACACUAAUAGGGCAGAAUUGAAAGAGGAAAUGGCACCAUCAACCAGUACAGCCAUCACCAUAGAGUGCGGUCAAGGAGAUGGACCUGUUAUUGCUAACUCGAUGAAAUACGUGCAGGCGGUUGGUGUGAUGCGGUACUUGAAACAAUAUAUGUCGAAAGAUUCUCCAUUCGCGUAUCACUGGACAAAUUUGUGUGAACAAAAAUCCUGGAAGCGGAAGUGUACACUUCUGAUCGCAUAUUCGCCUUUAACCAACAGUAAGCAAUGCUCACGUACGCCGAAGACAGAAGAAAGUGAAUUUCCUAAUAAGAUAAUAGAAAUUCCACAAAGGAAAAUACCAAGUUUGGAUGAAGUGCUGGCAAAUUGGUAUUACUCGAUACCGAACACUCAUUUUGGCGGUUACUUAAAGCCUUUAAGAAGCUUUGACGAAACCCGAUUAAGCGAGGUGAAAGCUUUCGAGGCCCGUUUACAAUUGAAAAACUAUAUUAAAACAUUUAACUGGGAAGAUUUCAAGAACAAAAAACAUGACGUCCGUCCGCUUAACGUGCGUUACAUGGGGAACAAAUUCGGUGUCGAUGAUUCAGUUAGAGGACCAAUUAAUAUCAAUUUUCAGAUUCACAAACUUGUUUAUUGUAAGUACAGUAAGGUCGAAGAGUAAAUCUAUUACACAGAAAGUAACAGACGCAGGACGAAUAAUUUAUUUACAACAACAGACGUACGCUCUGUCAUGUUGAGUAAAAGUUUUUAAAUAAUUUUUUUAUAAAGUAUUCUUUUAAAUUAUUCUUAUUUUCACCGUAAAACGAUAUCGAUUAAUUUUUUGAGAUAUGAUAUUAGCGUUAAUAAUAAUUAGUAGUAGCGUACGAUUUGCGUGUAGACUUACGGGAUGAUCUUGGUUUACAUUGAUAACCGCGCGGUUGUGUUAACAAUGAGAAGACACACCGCUACAGUUUAACUCUCCCUCUUGUGUUUAAGUAGAAAAUAUUGAUUUUGUCACACGCACUGUGCGGCGGGAUUUGUCGUUCGAUAAACAACUGAUUUUUCUAAAUGAUAUGUUCAACGUCACGUUAGGACGCAAUUAAAAUAUAAGUAAUAAUUUUUUUUUAAUGAGAUAUUGUAUUCAAUUAAAAUAUAUUACCAGAAUUUUAUUCAAAAUGUUUUAGCUACGAAAUAAUAAGUUGGUGUUUGCAGUGAAUAAGCGUGAUUUUUUUUAUUUCUACCUUACGACUGAUUUGUUUCCUCGAGAGAUUAUUAUUUCUAAAUAAUAUACAAACGCGACAAUCA
This is a messenger RNA of Pseudomyrmex gracilis, 2261 nucleotides long. RefSeq lists its product as uncharacterized. The transcript has 4 exons. NCBI's taxonomy places the organism in Eukaryota, Metazoa, Arthropoda, Insecta, Hymenoptera, Formicidae. The coding region runs from base 430 to 1638 and encodes 402 amino acids. The record is from RefSeq and is a predicted model, not a curated record.